Myotis davidii is the source of this 894-nucleotide messenger RNA. Its product is annotated as DLA class II histocompatibility antigen, DR-1 beta chain-like. Gene Ontology annotation, biological process: peptide antigen assembly with MHC class II protein complex; positive regulation of T cell activation; immune response. Gene Ontology annotation, molecular function: MHC class II protein complex binding. Gene Ontology annotation, cellular component: lysosomal membrane; late endosome membrane; MHC class II protein complex. NCBI's taxonomy places the organism in Eukaryota, Metazoa, Chordata, Mammalia, Chiroptera, Vespertilionidae. The record is from RefSeq and is a predicted model, not a curated record.
AUGGUCCUUACUGUCCCCUCAGCGCAUUUCCUGGAGCAGUUAAAGAGCGAGUGUCAUUUCUCCAACGGGACAGAGCGGGUGCGGUACCUGCAGAGAUACAUCCACAAUGGGCAGGAGGACGUGCGCUUCGACAGCGACGUGGGGGAGUACCACGCCGUGACCGAGCUGGGGCGGCCGGACGCUGAGGCCUGGAACAGCCAGAAGGACAGCCUGGAGCAGAAGCGGGCCGAGGUGGACACGUUCUGCAGAGAGGCCUACAGGGUGUUGGAUGGAUUCCUGGUGCAUAGGCAAACGGAGCCCACAGUGACCGUGUAUCCUUCAAAGACCCAGCGCCUGCAGCACCACAACCUCCUGGUCUGCUCCGUCAACGGCUUCUAUCCGGGCCACAUUGAGGUCCGCUGGCUGCACAACGGCCAGGAAGAGGGCGGGGUGGUGUCCACAGGCCUGAUCCGGAACGGGGACUGGACCUUCCAGACCCUGGUGAUGCUGGAGACAGUUCCCCAGAGCGGGGAGGUCUACACCUGCCAAGUGCGGCACCCCAGCAGGACCAGCCCUGUCACCACCGAAUGGAGAGCCCAGUCUGGAUCCGCACAGAGCAAGGUGCUGAGUGGAGCCAGCGGCUUCGUGCUGGGGCUGCUCUUCCUCGGGGCGGGGCUGCUCAUCUACUUCAGGGCUCAGAAAGGACACUCUGGACUUCAGCCCACAGGACUCCUGAGCUGAGGUUGCCAUGGUGACAAGGGCAGGAGAGAACCUUCUGUCCCUUCCCAGCCUGAAGAGGUUUCCUGCUGGGCUCUCACUCCACAAGGAGAGCCACCAAAGGAUCUGGCUGGGUCCUGGCUCCUGACCCCAGAGCAGCUCCUUCCUGCUGGUUCCUCCCCGCCCUGGACCUGGAGG